AUGUGUGCCGACUUAGCUCUGUCCACCUCUGGUUCAAAACAGGAACUAGUCGACCGCAUUCUCUGCCACGAUGCUGAGAAACCUCUUGUCACUGUACAACCAGACGAGGAGGCUGAGCUUCUCGAUAAUGACAGCGACGUUGAUGAGGCACCAACUGGUUUGGCCGCUGGCUCCCUAGACGAGGACAUUGCCGCGGAAGACGAAGAUGAAGUGGGCGUUACUCUCUGUGCGAAGCCGCAACAGGGUGGAAAACGUGCGGCCAUGCCUGAUUCCAUUAAGGGAUCCAGUCCAGCCAAGGUGGCGGCCGUUGACGAGGACCAAAACAAUAAGCCGUCCACAGACCCACCUGUGCCUGUCGUUGCUCCCAAGGCAACUCAAGACGAGGUGGCGACACAUAGAAAACGACCUUCUGGAGGUUCGUCCAAUCCAAACGGCCGGGUAUUGGAUGAAGAAAAGAAGCUGGAGAGGGCUCGACGAUUUGGCCUUCCAGUUAAUCCCAACCCCAAAUCUCACGCUGAACGACUUCAGGCGCGAGCAGCCAGAUUCGGCGAGUCUGCCGUAACUAAUUCCGCAAACGGAACCAAGUCUUCGUCCGUAGAGGAGAUGGAGGAGCGCAAACGCCGACGGCUUGAAAAGUUCGGCCCAGUUUCUGCUGCGACAGACGACGAGAGCGAAAAGAAGGCACAAAGAGCAGCCCGCUUCGGUCUCCCCACUAAGCCCACUUCAGGUGCCAUUUCGACGGAUCCUGAAGUACUGCGCAAACGUGCCGAGAGAUUCGGAUUGAAUACGUUGAAUUAG
This is a messenger RNA of Mesocestoides corti, 798 nucleotides long. The record is from the annotation of a GenBank genome assembly. Lineage: Eukaryota; Metazoa; Platyhelminthes; Cestoda; Cyclophyllidea; Mesocestoididae.